AUGGACGCACAGGACAUCGUCUCCAAUAUCGCCUUCACCACCUCCGGGUCGCUCGUCGACUGUGUCGAUAAAAAGAUGCUCGUCGUGCUUCGAGACGGCAAGAAGCUCAUCGGAGUUCUGCGAUCUUACGACCAGUUUGCCAACCUCGUAUUGCAAGACACCGUCGAGCGCGUCUUUGUUGGCAACCGAUACGGUGACAUCGCACGUGGCGUCUUCCUCGUGCGAGGCGAGAACGUCGUGCUCAUGGGCGAGAUUGAUCUGGACGCCGAGGACGAAGUGCCACCAUCGAUCGCCGCACCAUUGCCUCCAUCAGCGCUGCCGCAGCUUCUGGCUGCCAAGGAGGCCGAGGCCGAGUCCAAAGCAAAGAGCGAAGCAAAGAAGGCAGACGUCCUCCGCAUAGCCCGCGGCUUCUGCGCCGACAAGAGCGGAGACGGCGACACCUACUAG
Moesziomyces antarcticus is the source of this 447-nucleotide messenger RNA. RefSeq names its product sm-like ribonucleoprotein. Gene Ontology annotation, molecular function: RNA cap binding. Gene Ontology annotation, cellular component: Lsm1-7-Pat1 complex; P-body. Gene Ontology annotation, biological process: deadenylation-dependent decapping of nuclear-transcribed mRNA. The transcript has 3 exons. NCBI's taxonomy places the organism in Eukaryota, Fungi, Basidiomycota, Ustilaginomycetes, Ustilaginales, Ustilaginaceae. Bases 1 to 447 code for a protein of 148 amino acids. The record is from RefSeq and is a predicted model, not a curated record.